AUGGAGUAUCAGCUUGUGCCGUUGAACGUCUUCAUCUUUCUUCUCGCUGUAAUAGGUAAUGAAAAUAAUGCGAAAGGCGACACUUCUAAUGGAAACCCCUCUGUCAACCUGGAAUACUUGCGCGAUCUUGACGACGAUAACGUCUACAUGCCGCAUGUAGUUCGAUGCGACGGCUGCCGUAUCAUGGAUAAAAUCUUCUAUGACGCGCUCGAAAAACUGGUUAACAAGUCUUUAUAUGAAAAGCCACAACUGCUCGAAAUUGCAUUAAUCGAACUGUUCGAAAGUCUGUGUAACUCACAGUUCAUCGAAUACGGAUACGCUGUCAUAGACGGCAAAAAGCGCAUGAAAGGUCCUGGUCUGGGCAACGAGGAUCUGCCGGGCGUAAUGCAUUCCAAUGGAAAAUGGUCAAUUAGGUUGCAGAAUAUGUGCAAGCAGUACUCCGAAGAGCUCGGUGAACGAGAGAUCUACGAGGCGUUCCUUGACGCCUAUCAGUCAGGAAACAGAAAAAAAUUUUUCCGCUUUCUCUGUGAAGAUUCCGGAUCACUUGCUUUCUGUGCUGAGAAUACGAAAACCGAACUGUGA
Molecule: messenger RNA, 582 nt
Organism: Soboliphyme baturini
Lineage: Eukaryota; Metazoa; Nematoda; Enoplea; Dioctophymatida; Soboliphymatidae
Source: the annotation of a GenBank genome assembly